GUCCUGUGCCCCGGAAGCGUCACCCUGUGCCCCGGAAGCGCCUGUGCCUCGCCCGGUGCCAGCAGGCCGCGGAGCCGCCGCCAUGGGGGUGCCGGCCUUCUUCCGCUGGCUCAGCCGCAAGUACCCCUCCAUCAUCGUCAGCUGCGUGGAGGAGAAGGCUAAAGAGUGCAAUGGUGUCAAGGUUCCAAUCGAUACCAGCAAACCCAACCCUAACGAGGUGGAGUUCGAUAACCUCUAUCUGGACAUGAACGGCAUCAUUCACCCUUGUACGCAUCCAGAGGACAAGCCAGCGCCCAAAAAUGAAGAUGAAAUGAUGGUUGCGAUUUUUGAGUAUAUCGACAGGAUCUUCAACAUCGUAAGACCACGGCGACUUCUUUACAUGGCUAUAGAUGGAGUAGCUCCACGUGCAAAAAUGAAUCAACAGCGGUCCAGGAGAUUCAGAGCAUCAAAGGAGGGCAUGGAAGCUGCUGAAGAGAAGCAAAAAAUCCGACAAGAAAUCCUGUCAAAAGGUGGCAUUCUUCCUCCAGAAGAAGUGAAAGAGAGAUUUGACAGCAACUGUAUUACCCCGGGAACUGAGUUUAUGGACAAUCUUGCUAAAUGUCUCCGCUAUUACAUUGCUGACCGCUUGAACAGUGACCCUGGGUGGAAGAAUUUGACAGUUAUUUUGUCUGAUGCCAGUGCUCCUGGUGAAGGUGAACACAAAAUCAUGGAUUACAUUAGGAGGCAAAGAGCUCAACCAAACCAUGACCCAAACACUCACCACUGCCUGUGUGGGGCUGACGUAGCUGAUCUGAUAAUGCUUGGGUUAGCCACACAUGAGCCAAACUUCACUAUAAUUAGGGAAGAGUUUAAACCAAAUAAGCCCAAGCCAUGUGCUCUUUGUAACCAGAUGGGUCACGAGGUCAAGGAUUGCCAAGGUUUGCCCAGAGAAAAACAAGGCAAGCACGACCAGUUUGCAGACAGCCUUCCCGUGGCGGAGCAGGAGUUCAUCUUCAUCCGACUGUGUGUUUUGCGAGAGUAUUUGGAAAGAGAGCUCACCAUGGCCAGUCUGCCUUUCACUUUUGAUUUUGAAAGGAGUGUUGACGACUGGGUGUUCAUGUGCUUCUUUGUGGGAAAUGACUUUCUCCCCCAUCUGCCCUCCUUGGAGAUCAGGGAGGGAGCAAUUGAUCGCCUGGUUAACAUAUAUAAAAAUGUGGUGCACAAAACCGGGGGCUACCUCACCGAAAGUGGCUUUGUCAACCUGCAGCGGGUGCAGAUGAUCAUGUUAGCUGUAGGAGAAGUGGAAGACAGCAUUUUCAAAAAGAGAAAAGAUGACGAUGAUAAUUUUAAAAGACGACAAAAAGAAAAAAGAAAAAGAAUGAAGAGGGAUCAGCCUGCCUUCAUUCCCGGCGGACAGUUUUCCCCUCAAGCGCUGGGCAAUCGAUCCAGUCCCCAGGCAAUCAGCAACCCCAGGCAGGCCGCCUUCGAGAUGAGAAUGCACGACAGGCCGAACGCUACGCCUUCGUCCUCUCCAAAUACCAGCCUCACAUCUGAGGGCAGCCCGUCCCUGGCAGGAGGAAUUAAGCGAAAAGCUGAAGACAGUGACAGUGAACCUGAGCCAGAGGAUAAUAUCAGGUUAUGGGAAACUGGUUGGAAACAGCGCUACUACAAAAACAAAUUUGAUGUUGAUGCAUCUGAUGAGAAAUUCCGCCGUAAAGUUGUACAGUCCUAUGUGGAAGGGCUUUGCUGGGUUCUCAGAUAUUAUUAUCAGGGCUGCGCAUCCUGGAACUGGUAUUACCCUUUUCACUACGCUCCCUUCGCUUCCGACUUCGAGGGGAUCGCAGACAUGCCGUCAGAUUUUGAGAAAGGCUCAAAACCGUUCAAGCCCCUCGAACAGCUGAUGGGAGUGUUUCCAGCCGCCAGUGGGAAUUUUCUGCCGCCGACGUGGCGGAAGCUCAUGACAGACCCGGAAUCAAGCAUAAUUGACUUCUACCCUGAAGAUUUUGCUAUUGAUUUAAAUGGGAAGAAAUAUGCUUGGCAAGGUGUUGCGUUGCUGCCGUUCGUCGAUGAGCGACGCCUCCGAGCUGCGCUGGAAGAAGUCUACCCUGACCUCACUCCCGAAGAGAGCAGAAGAAACAGCCUUGGUGGUGAUGUUCUCUUCGUUGGAAAGCACCACCCGCUUUGUGACUUUAUUGUAGAGCAGUACAAGACCAAAAAUACGGAGCCGGUGGACAUCCCCCCCGAGCUGUGCCACGGGAUCCAGGGCAAGCUGACGCUGAAUGACAACGCUGUUCUUCCAGAGCAGACAGUGGAGUCUCCUGUUCCAAUGCUGCGGGACCUUACACAAAAUUCUGCCGUCAGUAUCUCUUUCAAAGAUCCACAAUUUGAUGAAGAAUUCAUUUUCAAGGCUAAUGUGUUACCUGGUGCAAAGAAACCUGCUCCAGUUCUGAAGCCUGGAGACUGGGAAAAGACCAACAACGACGGCAGGCCUUGGAGACCACAGCUUGGCUUUAACCGAGACAGAAAACCCGUCCAUUUGGACCAGGCAGCAUUCAGAACGCUGGGGCACACGAUGCCGAGGGAGCGAGGGAUGCCGGGGAUGUACGCCAACGCCGUGCCCCUCGGAACCUACGGGAGCCCCUAUGCGCGGCCGCUGAUGGGCGCGCAGCAGCAGAUUCCCAAGCUCUUGUCCAAUCUGCGGCCGCAGGAGUCCUGGCGAGGCCCCACGCCGCUGUUCCCGCAGACCCCGCAGAGGACGGCGGGCGCCGCUCCUCUGCUGGCCUGGAACCGCAUGCUGCAAGCGCAGAACCAGUACCAGCCGGGCCAGUUCCAGGCGCUGGGCGGGCCCAUGGGCUACCCGCAGCGCCCCGAGGAUCGCAUGGACCGGGGACGGCAGGGAUACGGCCCCGGGAGGCCCUACCCGCUGCCGCCUCCGUCGGGAAGAUACAGCUGGAAUUAGCUCUUGGCUUUCUUGUGAUUUUUUAAGUAUAGAAAAUGUCCGGGGUUUUAUUUUUCUGUUCUUUUAUUAAUCAGGGGGAGGGUGGGGAAUGGAAUCCUUCCGAAACAUCCCUGUACUUUUUAAACUACGUGCACAUUUCUUACCAAACCGAUUAUUUUUUUGCUGCGGGGCUCGGAAAUAACGUGUCGCAAAGUCCGAGCGAGCUCGGCUUGCUAAUUGGAGCCGUUUGAUGAGGUAGGAGAGCGGGUUUGUCUUUAUUACGUGUGCGCCUGUCACUCCAAGCGCCCUUCACUCCACACACAAGAGCCUCCAACAGCCGGAGUUUUGAAGAACGCAUAGAAAUGGGGUUUGAUGAACUCGGGGAGGACGGGGCGAGCGCGGCGCUUGGGGACACGGCACGGCGGCGCUUGGGGACAUGGCACGGCGGCGCUUGGGGACACGGCACGGCGGCGCUUUCCUCCUCAGAUGCUCCUGGAAUUUCUCACGGAGAGGAGACCUUUUGGACUUGGAAGUAAAACAUUUCAACUCCUACAACUUGUGCCUGUUUUUGACUUUGUUAUUGUAACACAAACAAGCACGGGGAGCGUAUUUGUCUGUUUUGAUAUGUAAUUUAAAAUAGCCGCAAAGUGCAGGCUUUCCAUUCAUUUUUAGCACUCUUUCUAGGGAUUUUCUGUGUGAGCAUACCAAAUCAGUAAAUAUUUUUAUUUGCUUUAUAAAGUGGCUUUUGAAAUUGUGA
This is a messenger RNA of Columba livia (rock pigeon), 3674 nucleotides long. It is a transcript of the gene XRN2, whose product is annotated as 5'-3' exoribonuclease 2. Bases 83 to 2938 code for a protein of 951 amino acids. The record is from RefSeq and is a predicted model, not a curated record. Gene Ontology annotation, molecular function: 5'-3' RNA exonuclease activity; nucleic acid binding. The transcript is spliced from 30 exons. Lineage: Eukaryota; Metazoa; Chordata; Aves; Columbiformes; Columbidae. Gene Ontology annotation, cellular component: nucleus. Gene Ontology annotation, biological process: nucleobase-containing compound metabolic process.